ACGGAAAAAAUGUUCCGUUAUCAGAAUCGCAAUCAGAGGAAGUAAUAAAGUUUAUAUACACAUUUAUAAGCCUCUUUCACAUUUGUACGCACCGGCAACGUUGUAAAUUCUUGAAUAUGCAUACAUACAUACAUACAUGUAUGUAUUCGUAUAGUGAGGAGGUCUGAAGAUAAAGCUUACUUUUACAGUUUGUCAUUCUGAGACACUGUCCUGUACCAACCAAAAUCCAUAGCCCGAGAAGAAAAUGCAGAUGACCCAUUAAAGAGAGAGAAAGUGAGGAGAGAGAGGAGAGAGAAGAAAGUUGGAGCACAUUUGUGAGAGUAGGUGAGAGGAGAACGAAAAUGGGGUGAAAGUGAAAUUUUAGCAGCUGGGGUGGUUUUCAGAACGACGGCUGCUGAUCAAGAUUCUGUAUUUUUGCUUUUGAUUUGGUUUUUGACUUGAGUUCUGACUGAAGAUUCAGUUUUUUUGCAGUUCUGGUGUGUGUUUCCAUACUGGCCUGGAUCCACGACCUGUCGUUCCAUCACUGGAAUAAAGGGCUAGUUUUUCCAAGAUCUAAGCGAGUUGCUUUUCUGUUCUUUGCUGGAGUUAUGGCGACCUUAUUACAUUCUGAAUCUAGACGCCUGUAUUCUUGGUGGUGGGAUAGCCACAAUACCCCAAAAAACUCAAAAUGGCUCCAAGACAAUCUUACAGAUAUGGAUGGCAAAGUCAAAUCCAUGAUCAAGCUCAUUGAAGAAGAUGCCGAUUCGUUUGCAAGAAGGGCUGAGAUGUACUACAAGAAACGGCCUGAAUUGAUGAAAUUGGUGGAGGAGUUCUACCGGGCUUAUCGUGCAUUAGCUGAGAGAUAUAAUCAUGCAACGGGGGAACUCCGCCAUGCACAUCGAACCAUAGCACAGGCAUUUCCUGACCAAGUACCUUUUGAACUUGUUGAAGAUUCACCUUCGAGAUCUUCGGGCGAAGAUCCAAACACACCAGAAAUAAAACAUCCGGGGCAUGCAUUCUUCGAUGCAGAUGAUAUGCCUGAGAAUGCAAGGGUGCUUUCAACGUCCGAUCCGAAAAGGGGCAUGAGAAAGAGGGGUUUGAAACAAUUACAUGAGAUGUUUGGAGGCAAAGAAGCAGCGGCCGAGAGUUCAAAAUCUACCAAUGGAAGGGAAAGAAUGGAUCCAGAACAGGAAAGGGAUAGAGAAGAAAGGUUUCAUGAUGAACUGCAGCAAUUGGCACUUCAAUAUCAGAAUCUUAAAGAGAAGAUUCUUCAGGAGACUGAAAGAGCAGGGAAAGCUGAGAGUGAAGCUCAAGGCUUAAAGAAAGCCCUUGCUGAUAUGCAAGCUGAAAAGGAAGAUGUCUUUAUCCAGUAUCAACAAUGUCUGGCAAAGCUGUCUAAAAUAGAGCAAGAGCUGAAUAAUGCACAAAAGGAUUCAACGAGGCUCAAUGAAAAAGCCAGCAGGGCUGAAAUUGAAGUCCAGACUAUGAGAGCAGCCCUUAUUCAGUUGGAGGCUGAGAAGAAUGCUGGAUUGGUCAAACACAAUGAGUAUUUGCAAAAGAUAUCUCAUCUGGAGGCUAUGGCUUCUCAACUCCAAGAAGACAAGAUAGGACUUUACAACAGAGCCAAUGAAGCAGAAAGUCAAGCUCAAAUUCUUAAAGAUGAAAUGUCAAGAUUAGAGCUUGAAAAGGAAGCGUCCCUUCAUCAGUACAGGCAGUGUCUUGGAAAAAUAUCAGAUCUAGAAAACAUCAUCUCUGUUAUGGAAGAUGAGGCCAGACUGCUUAAGAAGCAAGCAGAAAGAGCUGAAACUGAAGUCUCUGAACUGAAAAAGGCUUUUGCUGAUCUGAAUGAGGAGAAAGAAGCCUCGGCUCUCCAGUACAAGUGCUGCUUGGAAACAAUAUCCAAACUUGAGAAAGAAAUAUCCAGUGCCAAAGAUGAUAUCAAGCGCCUCAAUAAUGAAGUUGUGACUGGAACUUCAAAACUCAGGACUGCUGAAGAGAAGUGUAAUCUGUUGGAGAUGUCUAAUCAAUCACUGCGGGUUGAGGCGGAUAAUCUGGUAAAGAAGAUUGCAAAGAAAGAUCAAGAACUUUCGAAGAAGCAGGAGGAGUUGGAGAAACUUCAGGUUUGUAUGCAAGAGGAGCACUUGCGUUAUUCACAAGUUGAAGCCACUCUCCAGACUCUGCAAGAUUUGCAGUCUCAAUCACAAGAAGAUCAGAGGGCUCUGGCCCUGGAGCUCCAAAACAUGCUUCUAAUGCUAAAAGACAUGGAAAUAAGCAAAAAUGGCUUGGAAAAAGAAAUUCAGCAGGUUAGGGAUGAAAAUCAGAGUUUGAGUCAAACAAACUUGUCUUCAGCCAUUUCUAUGGAGAAAAUGCAAAAUGAAAUCCUUAGCUUGAGGGAGAUUAAGGAGAGGCUUGAAAACGAAGUAUCACACCACAUGAUCAUAAAGGAAAUUCAAGGCUUGAACAGUAGCUAUCAGACAUUGGUUGAGCAAGUUGAAGCAGCAGGUCUGAACCCACAAUGUAUUGGAACUUCACUGAAGAGCUUGCAAGAUGAGAACUCAAGGCUGCGACAGAUAUGUGAGGAAGACAGCAAUGAGAGAGCAAUUCUGUCAAAGAAGCUAGAGAACAUGGAAGAACUUUUGAGUAAAAAAUUGUAUGUAGAAAGCUCCCUGUCAGACUUGAACAGUGAACUGGAGAGCUCAUGUGAAAAGGUGAAGGCAUUACAAGAAUCCUGCCAAUUUCUCCAUGGAGAAAAGGCCGCUCUUGUUGCUGAGAAAGCUUCUCUUCUGUCCCAGUUACAGGCGAUAACUGAGAAUAUGCACACUUUACUGGAAAAAAAUGCUGUUCUAGAGAAUUCUCUGUCUACUGCAAAAGUUGAGCUUGAAGGCUUGAGGGAAAAAUCAAAGGGGUUAGGAGAGAUCUGUGAAUUGCUCAAAGACGAAAGGUCUCAUCUUUUGACUGAAAGGGGUAACUUGGUUCUUAAGUUGGAAAAUGUGGAGAGAAGACUGGAAAGCCUGGAGAAAAGAUUUACAGGAUUGGAAGAUAAGUGCGCUGACCUGGAGAAGGAGAAGGAAGUCAUGCACUGUCAAGUGGAGAAACUCAAGGUUUCCUUAGGUGUGGAAAAGCAAGAAAGAACAAGUUCCCAGCUCCGAAGUGAGACCAGGUUGGCUGGACUCGAAAACCAGAUUAAUCUCCUCCAAGAAGAAAAUAGACGGAAGAAAAAGGAAUCUGAAGAGGAACUUGAUAAAGCUCUAAAAGCCCAGUUCGAGAUAUCCAUCUUGCAGAAAUUCAUCAAAGAUAUGGAAGAAAAAAAUUACUCGCUCAUUAUUGAGUGCCAGAAACAUGUUGAGGCAUCCAAAUUGGCAGAGAAGCUGAUAUCAGAGCUGGAGAGUGAAAGUCUUGAGCAGCAGGUAGAAGCCGAACUCCUGUUGGAUGAGAUUGAAAGACUAAGGUUGGGCAUAUACCAAAUUUUCAGGGCCCUGGAAACUGGUCCGGAUUGCGGUCCUGAGGACAAGGUCGAAAACGAGCGAACUUUUGUCCAUAAUAUUCUUGGUAGUAUUGAAGAUAUGAGAUGUUCCAUCUCUAAACAUGAGGAUGAAAAGCAGCAGCUGUUAGUUGAGAACUCAGUUCUACUGGCUCUACUUGAGCAGUUGGAGUCCAAGGGCAUGGAAAUCGAGUCCCAGAAGCUUUACUUGGAGGAGGAGUCCAAACUCAUGGCUGAAAAGCUAGCUAUUGUCAAAAACGAAAAAGAUGAACUCUUAGAGAUAAACAGGCAAUUGAAGGCCGAUGUGAACGAGGGUCAUCAAGAUGCUGCCGUACUUCAGGCCGAAUUGGGGAGUCUUUGUGUUAAACAAGCUGAUUUGCAGAAAGCUUAUAAUGCAUUACAGGAAGCAUACUCUCAAGCAAAUCAGGACAAUACGUAUUUGCUGAAGAAGUUUUCUGUUCUGAAAGAGGAGAAAUACCAGCUAGAUCAGCAUAAUGAUGAUGCUCUCCUGGAACUCUUAGCAACUGAUAACCAAUCUGCGGUGUUGAGGAGCUUUGGGACACAGAAAAUUUCAGAACUAAAGUUGCUUCUUGAAGAUCUGAACAGACAGCGUGAGGUUAACAGUAACCUUGAAAAGGAAAUGAGCGUAUUGCGAGAGAAGCUGGAGUUGCAGAAGGCUGAAAAUUUAGCCCUUAAAGAUGCUGUGCGCAGCUUGGAGGUAGAGAUGCAAGGGAUCAGAGAACAUAAUGUUCAAAUGAACCAGGACAUAAUAAAUGGAAAAGAGAGUCUAAUUCAAACAGAAGCAAAACUCUUGGAUACAGAAAUGAAGCUUGAAGAAGCUGAAAAGUUGAACUCCACACUGUGCAGCACAGUGGAUGAACUGAAGAUUGACAUUGAAAAGUCACUGCAGAUAAGAGAAAAUCUUGAAAAGAAUAUGGUCCAGCUUUCUGAAAAUAAUUCCAUUCAAAAGGAGGAAAUCAAGAGUCUCCAUACAAUCAACAAAACUUUAGAGUCUGAACUUGGCUUACUUCGUCAAGAAGUAGAAGAAAAUAUAGUCAGAGAGCAGACUCUGAGUACAGAGCUCCAGGACAUGAACAAUGAAUUUGAACUCUGGGAGGCUGAAGCAGCAACUUUUUGUUUUGAUCUUCAGGUCUCGUCUGUCCAUGAAGUUUUGUUGAAAAAUAAGGUGCAGGAGCUUACUGGCGUGUGUCAGAAUCUUGAGAAUGAACAUGCUGAAAAAACAUCGGAGAUUGAACUAAUGAAAGGGAAAAUUUGUUUCAUGGAGAACAAAAUUAGUGACUUGAAAUCCCAACUACAUGCAUAUGCUCCCAUUGUUGCUUCGCUAAGAGAUGAUAUAACACUCCUUGAGCAUAAUGCACUUCUUCAAACAAAGCUUAAAGCAGCCCAUAAUCAAGAGCCAGAGUUCUUGGAAGUUGAUACUCAUCCCAGUCAAGGUACUUCUCAAAUACUUCUGGAAGAUCAAUCUCUUCUCAGCCUGCAGAACCUGCGGAUGAGAGUUCAGGCAGUUGGAAAGUUGAUGGAAGAAAUGAAUAAACCUGUUUUGCCGAGAAGAUCAAAUUCCAAUGACACACAAGAACAGGUUACAAGUGAGAAUGACCAGUUAAAACCCCGCCGUAGCCUUCAUAGAGACAAGCACAAGUAUAGCAGGAACGAAGGUUAUGGAAAUGAGCUCAAUGAUUCUCCCAAGUUGCAGAAAAUGAAAACCAAAGCUUCUGAAGUCAGGAAUGGGAUGCUAAUGAAGGAUAUUCCUCUUGAUGAAGUGUCUGAUAGCUCACGACGUGGAGUGCGAACUAGAGGUGACGUUGCGGCCGACGAUCAGAUGCUUGAGCUGUGGGAAGCUGCUGAGGACGGAAACAGAGAUCAGACAAUUGGCGAGUCACUUAGGAUGUCAUACAAAGUGAUGGAAAAGGAUAAAGUUUACAAUCAAUUUGAAAAUGUAAAAGGGAAGUCUUGCCCUCCUACUGAUUCAGAUGUGGAGAAAGAGUUGGGUGUAGAUAAGUUGGAGUUAUCAACGAGAACCACCGAGCCAAUUAAAGAAGUGAAUGACAGAAAGAUCCUGGAUGGACUUGCUGCUGAUGCCCAGAAACUGGAAAUUCUUCAGACAACAGUGCGAACAUUAAGAAAGAAACUGGAGACUAACAAAAAGAGUAGAAAGGCCAAGAAUGUUGAUCUUGAAACAGUUCAUGAACAGUUGAUUGAAGCUGAGGAUACUCUCAUACAUCUAGUGGAUUUGAACGGUCAACUAGUGAAAAACAUAGAAGAGUGUCCUCCAGAUGAAAUGGCAUCACCCCGGCUGAGAGAGACCGUGAAAACAUGGAGACGGAAAGUCAUGGAACAGGCUGAAAAAGGGUCGGAAAGGAUAGGCAGGUUGCAACUAGAGGUUCAGAAAAUUCAGUACGUCCUGUUAAAACUGGAGGACGAGAAGAAAAACAAAGGGAGAAACAAGUUCUUCAAGAGCAAAACCAUUAUCAUGAGAGACUUUGUUGAGAACGGAAGGAAGAACAGUGGGCGACGCAGGAAGGCUCCUCGUUGUGGAUGUUUUAGGCAAUCAACAAGUAGAAAUGAAAACGGUUUGUAGUUUUUUCUUACAACUGCAAUUUGGCUUUGACUGGCAAGUACAGUUCUUGUAUGAUGUCGGUAGGAUUGUCUCUUUAAUUAGUCGGAUAAAACUGAUUUCCUUGGUCUAGGAUGUGUGAGGAUUAGAUUUGAUCUAAUUCCAACAAUCUACUUCUUGCAUUUUCGUUUUUCGCUUCCUGUUGACUAUGCAGAGUUUCCUUUCUGUUAGCCCGAAUGAAGGAUGGGAAUUGUGCUUUAUUGUUUCA
Molecule: messenger RNA, 6303 nt
Organism: Sesamum indicum (sesame)
Lineage: Eukaryota; Viridiplantae; Streptophyta; Magnoliopsida; Lamiales; Pedaliaceae
Source: RefSeq, a predicted model, not a curated record